CUUUUAAGGGAGCUCAUCACCCAAGAACUCUAAAGUUAAGCGUGCUUGCACGAGAGUAGUCUUGGGAUGGGUGACCCCCUGGGAAGUUUCUCAGGGCGCGCAUGAGUGAGGACAAAGUGCGCGGUAAAGGCUCGUGGUGGUUUGUGAGGACAGUACUAUUGGUCUAGAGUAGCUAUCUCGGGUCCUGCAAGGCCGGGGUGUUACACCAACACUAGCAGAGGUCUUCAUCAAUGAAAGAAGAGCAACUACAAAAUUCAUUAGCAGAGCUGAGGUACGCCUCCACAAAAGACUGAUCAAAAUGAAAAAGCAUUUUGAUGAGCUGCUAGAGAUGAGGUUCGCUGAAGUACACUGCCAUCUUAAAAGCAAUUUGAUGAUACAGCAAGUAUUCAACUCAGAACAGAAAGCUCAGCUCAACAUUCAACUCUCAAACCUACCAGCACAGAUGGAGGCUCUUCGCAACGAACUUGAAGCCUUGAAAGCCCGCGAUGAAGAGCUGGAAAAUCAUAUUGUUCACUCAUUGAAGGAGCUAAGGGAAAAAGAACUCGCAGUGGCCUCCCAAGCAGCAGAGCCCUCUGCCCAGGUACCUCCUACCAUUUCUCUACCUCCUAACCUUGAGCAGGCCUUUAAGACCAUUCAAGAACAUGAGGAAUUCAUCCAAAACAUAAGAACAAACGAGCUUCCAGCAAUGCUCAAGCUCUCUCACACAGUUGUAACAAAGCAACUCGAGCACUCAAAUGCCAUUGGACAAACUAGAGCAGACUUGGCAUCCAAUCUCAGCUCCCUACAUCAAGCAACUCAAAAGGAAUUCCAACAGCAUGGAAGUGACCUUCUGCGGCUGGGACAAAAUUUGGAAAUCACUCACCAACGACUUCAAAACCUGGAAAAUGAAGUCAGGGAUGAAGUAAAAACUGACAUUCUGGACAUCAACAAUCACAUCAAAGCUCUAUCCAUUCAAGUCUAUGGACUCAAUCCGGUAAGGAGAAAGGCUGAUGACAUUGAGGAUCUCUUUGAUGAGAGCUACAUCCCUGAUGCUGCCAAAAAGGGAGAAAAUACUCCUUCAACACAAGCAGGUUCCUCCUCGUUAAAAAGAUCGCAAGCAGCUAAGAAAGGAGCAGAAACCAGAAAGAAGAACCAACGUCUCAAGGAAGAAGCUGAAAUCAGAAGACGAAAAGCAGAAGAGGCCAAAGCCAAGGAAGAAGCCAAGAAGAAACAAGAAGAAGACAAGCAAGAGUAAGCUAGACAUUGGAGUCCGAAAUUGACUAUAAACUAUUGUACUCUGACUU
This is a messenger RNA of Cuscuta europaea, 1283 nucleotides long. The record is from the annotation of a GenBank genome assembly. NCBI's taxonomy places the organism in Eukaryota, Viridiplantae, Streptophyta, Magnoliopsida, Solanales, Convolvulaceae.